Molecule: messenger RNA, 1116 nt
Organism: Plasmodium coatneyi
Lineage: Eukaryota; Apicomplexa; Aconoidasida; Haemosporida; Plasmodiidae
Product: ATP-dependent Clp protease proteolytic subunit
Exons: 1
Coding region: 1-1116 (371 amino acids)
Biological process (GO): protein quality control for misfolded or incompletely synthesized proteins
Cellular component (GO): endopeptidase Clp complex
Molecular function (GO): ATPase binding; serine-type endopeptidase activity; ATP-dependent peptidase activity
Source: RefSeq, a predicted model, not a curated record
AUGGUAUGUUUAUUUUCGCUGCUACUUUUCACCCUACUGAGAAAUAACAAAACGCAUGCAAAAAGGAAUACACACAGGUUGAGCGCGGCGCCGUUCAUACAGUUCCCGGGUGGAGGAGUUCCCCAAGGGAAGGCAAGGCAUAAGUGGGUAGGUAGGGGAAGCGGUGUAUACGGUCGCUGCAGGAGGACGAGGGGGGUGUCCUCCAAUUCGUUGCCGGAGUCGAUAGAGGAUGAACAGGAAAACGCCGCAUGGGGGGAGGAGAGCGCAUCAGAUAGUGCACCAGAUGGGGCGGCAGAUGGGAUGGCCCCAAGUGACCCCUCAGCGAAGGGAAUGAAAAGUGUUAAGAAUGGUGAGUUGUGCAUGGAUGCUGCCACAGGUGUGGGUGGUUUCCUCGGAGGGGAGGGAACCCGUUUAGAAGAGCUUUCCCCCAAAGGAAAACCAAUCCAGAAAAGGAGCAUCCGAAGCAGCAGACGAAUGAGCAAACGGUACAGGAGAAGGGAGGGGCUGUUUCCCCGAGUGGACGACAUCAAAGAUAUGAAGAAGGACCUGAAGCUAUUCUUUUUCAAAAAAAGAAUAAUCUACCUGACGGAGGAAAUAAAUAAAAAAACGACCGACGAGAUGAUCAGUCAGUUGUUAUACUUGGAUAGCAUCAACAACGACGACAUAAAAAUUUACAUAAAUUCCCCAGGGGGGUCCAUAAAUGAGGGACUAGCCAUUUUGGACAUUUUCAAUUACAUCAAGUCAGACAUACAGACAAUAUCUUUUGGCCUAGUGGCAUCUAUGGCUUCUGUAAUUUUAGCUAGUGGGAAAAAGGGAAAGAGAAAAUCCCUGCCCAACUGCAGAAUCAUGAUCCAUCAACCUCUGGGCAAUGCAUUUGGGCACCCACAGGAUAUAGAAAUACAGACGAAGGAGAUUCUUUACCUGAAGAAGCUGCUGUAUAAUUACUUGUCCACUUUUACUAACCAGACAACUGAGACGAUUGAAAAGGACUCAGACAGGGAUCACUACAUGAAUGCGCUGGAGGCGAAGAAGUACGGAAUUAUUGAUGAGGUGAUUGAAACGAAGCUGCCACACCCAUAUUUUGACGAAGCGGUCAGGGAGUCAAGCAGUGGCUGA